ACAUUCACUAACAAAAAUGAUGCCGGGAGAACUGCCAGCCACCUUUGUCAAGGGCUUCCACAAUGAGGAGCUGGUGCGACGCAUGGAGUACCGGGAGCUGGGCAGCACUGGUCUACGAGUAUCAAAGAUUGCACUGGGAGGCGCCACCCUUUCCGGGCUCUUGUACAACGACUUCGAUCGAGAGGAGGGCAUACGGACGGUGCAGGAGGCCAUCAAGUCGGGCAUCAACUACAUCGACACGGGCGGGGGCGGCCGGCGGGCGGGGCUUCCCGGUGGCUAUGCGUCCGACAUCGUUCUCAACGAAACCAUCCCCGUCCUGGAGGGGUAUGUGAAGGCGGGCAAGGCUCGCUUUAUUGGCAUCACCGGCUACGACGUGGAUGUGCUGCAGGAGUGCGCCGAGCGGGGCAAGGGUCGCAUCCAGGUGAUCCUCAACUAUGCCCGCUAUACGCUGCUGGACAACACUCUGCAGCGCCACAUGAACACCUUCCGGGAGCUCCAUGUGGGCAUCGUCUGUGCCUCUGCCCAUGCCCUGGGACUGCUCUCCAAUUCGGGGCCCUAUGCCUGGCACCCGGCUAGUCCAGAGCUCCAGGCUGUGGCCCGACGGGCGGCCGACAUUUGCAAGGAGCGAAACGUUGAGCUGGGAAAGCUGGCCAUGUACCACACCAUGCAACUUGAGGGGGCGGCCACCUUCCUCACCGGCAUGCCCAAUCGCCAGCAGCUGCGGACGAAUCUGAAUGCCAUCUUCGAUGGCCUCACCCCGCACGAACAGAAGGUGUUGCAGUAUCUGCGUGAAAAUGUUUUCACCAAGUCCUAUAGCUGGGGUUCUACCCUGUCCACGGCCAAUAGGCUAGAACAACUUCAAUAAGAUCUGGGCGGAAUGGACAUGCCCUGAAGACUGCGAAAAGGAUGCUGGACAGGGUUUGGAAAAUGUAACACUUAAGGCAAUUCUGUAGCUCAAAGGAUAAACAUUUUGAGAAAUAUAACAUUCGAAGGCAAUUA
Molecule: messenger RNA, 999 nt
Organism: Drosophila obscura
Lineage: Eukaryota; Metazoa; Arthropoda; Insecta; Diptera; Drosophilidae
Product: L-galactose dehydrogenase
Exons: 3
Coding region: 17-865 (282 amino acids)
Cellular component (GO): cytosol
Molecular function (GO): oxidoreductase activity
Source: RefSeq, a predicted model, not a curated record